Molecule: messenger RNA, 2405 nt
Organism: Aspergillus pseudonomiae
Lineage: Eukaryota; Fungi; Ascomycota; Eurotiomycetes; Eurotiales; Aspergillaceae
Product: arrestin (or S-antigen), N-terminal domain protein
Exons: 1
Coding region: 744-2162 (472 amino acids)
Source: RefSeq, a predicted model, not a curated record
AUUUUUUAUUUUUUAUUUUUUAUUUUUUAUUUUUUAUUUUUUUAAUUAUUUUAUUCCCUUUUUUUGACCCUUUUGUCCAACAAGUGGAUUAUCGUCAACACGUGCUGAGGAUGACCGAUCAAUGGCUUCUCUCUUUCUUUGCUCAAUACGUGACUCAUUUUGCGCCCUGUGGAUUGACAUGCCCGAUUAGAAAUACGUAGAAGGGGGAUAUGAGCUAGGUAUUUAAUAUUUAAUAUUGAAUCGCCGGGGGUCUUUCAACAGGAUAUCCGUCGUUGUCAUAGCGUGCUGCAAGUAUACAUCAAACUAUCUCCACAGCUCGCCAUUACUAUUACCCAACGACAACCAUCACCCCAUCCCUACAUUCAAUUUAGAAUCUUUCUCUUGCAGCUGGCGUCUCCCUUCGUUUCUUUUUAUAUUCUUCUUUCUCUCCUCGCUGCAACCCAAUUCCUUCUGCUCAGUAAUCAUCUCUCCUCUUCACUAUCAGUCUGGGGUGCUGCGCAUGACGCGCUCUCCACGAUAUCCUGGAGCAUUUCUCUCUGUAUUAUCCCUUGCAUUGUGAAGUACAGCCGCAAUGACCUCAUUUGUCACUCGUAGCUCCAGCACGUUGGAGUCCUUGACGCAGUCGCGUCCGAAGGUCGACAUCGAGCUCUCCGGACAGACCGAAGGGCUUGUCAGUUCAUAUACCACCAAGGAUCGUAUUGAGGGGACGGCAGUGAUAACGGUAGACCGUGAUACUCGUUUUGAUGAGGUUGAAAUCACCUUCGAGGGUAAGGAAGCCCCAGACAAGACAGAUCACUCAAAGCCGCAGGGAGCCUUUACUCAUAUCUACAGGGACAUCGAGAACUUCCGUGGAGCGUGUAGCGAUGCCAGGACGUACAGGCGCUUACCAGACAUUCCUCCGACUUCGUCAACCGAUUGAGGAAUCUGCCUAUCCUAUGCCCCGUGUGCUGGAGGCCGGCCGCACUUACAAGUUUCCGUUCACAUUUGUCGUACCCGAUCGUCUGCUGCCACAUGUAUGUAGCCACACAAAGACGAACGCCCAUGUUGAACGCUCUCACACCCUGCUCCCACCUUCUCUCGCGGAUCCCAUGUUGGCCAAUGAUGGCAAGUCGCUCUUGAAUGACCUAGCCCCCGAUAUGUGCCGGAUAUCAUAUUUGAUCCGGGUUAGCGUGCAACGCAAGCCAGAGAAUGCCCCGUCCAAGGCCUUGGCUUCGGUAGGAAAGAAGGUGCGGAUCAUUCCGGCCGUCGAUGAAGAGCCCCCUUUGAACAUCACGGACGACGACAGCUACUGCAUUCGGAAGGAGAAAGAUGUCAAGCGCGGUUUCAUGAGAGGCAAGCUGGGCCGACUGGUUGUCGCCUCGUCACAACCCAAGCCUGUGCAACUGUGUCCGCCUAACAGUGAGGCCACUGAUUCGGUCAGUACCGCUGCGACAGUGCACCUACGAUUUGAUCCCGUGGGCAAGGAGGAACCUCCUCGCCUGGGCACGAUCUGGAGUAAGCUCCGAGCGUCCAGUCUGUUCAGUGCAGAACCCUGGGGUGAUUACCCUUCCCCCCGAAAUGUGCCCUGGGCACAGAUAGGUCAAGGAUGUUACACCGAGACCGUCCCCCUUUCUACCAUGUGCGUGGCGUCGGCACACUGGACGAAGCAUACCAACCCCCGGGGACUCAGUCGCUGCGACUCGAUGGAGUCAACAUCAUCCUCGGAGUCAUUAACCGGUCCAUCGGCGUCUUUUACCGGAGACACCUACUAUACCGCAUCAGUUGUCGUGCCCAUCACUCUUCCCAAGACGAGAGCAUUCGUCCCGACCUUCCACUCGUGUCUGAUCUCUCGUAUAUAUUGCCUCGAGCUCAGCAUCUCUUACCAUACGCCAAACGCCAAUAUCCUGACCCCAACGGCAACGCUAAAGAUCCCCAUCCAACUCACAAGCCGGUCUCGGUCCGAUGCAAAGACAAAGGGUCCUGAACAUGAGAUCACCCAGCAUGAAGUUAAUGCAGAAUUCUUCAGCCCCCGCAGCGUCGCACCCCCGACAGUGGUCGAGGUGGCGCCACCGGAGUACUCGGAGAAUCAAGGUCCAAUUCUGCCUCCUGAUCGUUCGAUCGAUUUGAUGUCUACUGCCCGUGUCCCCAGGGUUAAUGCUGGAGGUGUCGGGGCUGCUUGUUAAAAGUCUUCCCGCAUUCAGCAGCGAAUGCAGGGGGUUUCACGAGAUCUAAAAGUUCUGUGUUCCAUGGCGUUGAGAAGAUAUGUUUUGUCUGAAUAUACCCGGAUUGUUUUGUUGUAUGAAAUUCGCAUAGCAAUAGCGCAUAAGGGCGUUUUGGAUCGAGAGAUCCGGUUAUCUCCAGGGUCUGAAAUCAUGUUUGGGGUCUUUCGCACCGAGCCUAAUUUAAUUUAGAAUAAUUUAGUUUCA